Molecule: messenger RNA, 1371 nt
Organism: Delphinapterus leucas (beluga whale)
Lineage: Eukaryota; Metazoa; Chordata; Mammalia; Artiodactyla; Monodontidae
Gene: CPA5
Product: carboxypeptidase A5
Biological process (GO): proteolysis
Molecular function (GO): zinc ion binding; metallocarboxypeptidase activity
Source: RefSeq, a predicted model, not a curated record
AUGCAGGGCUUCCCCAGAGGAAGUGUGGGCCGAGGGCUGUCCCCUGUGGACAGGCAGACGCUCCUGGUCUGCAGCUUUGUCCUGGCAGCAGCUUUGGGCCAAAUUAAUUUCACAGGUGACCAGGUUCUUUGAGUCCUGGCUAAAAAUGAGAAGCAACUUUCACUUCUUAGAGAUCUGGAGGGCCUGAAGCCUCAGAAGGUGGACUUCUGGCGUGGCCCAGCCAGGCCCAGCCUUCCUGUGGAUAUGAGGGUUCCUUUCUCUGAACUGAAGGACAUCAAAGCUUACCUGCAGUCUCAUGGCCUUGCUUACAGCAUCAUGAUAAAGGACAUCCAGGUGCUGCUGGACGAGGAGAGAGAAGCCAUGGCGAAAUCCCGCCGGCUGGAGCGUAGCACCAGUGGCUUCAGUUACUCCUCGUAUCACACCCUGGAGGAGAUAUAUACCUGGAUCGACAACUUUGUAACUGAUCAUUCAGAUAUUCUCUCAAAAAUUCAGAUUGGCCACAGCUUUGAAAAUCGGUCCAUUCUUGUUCUGAAGUUCAGCACUGGAGGUUCGCAGCACCCAGCCAUCUGGAUCGACACUGGAAUCCACUCCCGGGAGUGGAUCACCCAUGCCACCGGCAUCUGGACUGCCAGGAAGAUUGUCAAUGAAUAUGGCAAAGACCGCAUCGUGACAGACGUACUGAAUGCCAUGGACAUCUUUAUGGAGAUUGUCUCCAACCCUGAUGGGUUUGCUUAUACCCACAGCAUGAACUGCUUGUGGCGGAAGAACAAGUCCAGCAGACCCGGAAUCUUCUGCAUUGGUGUGGAUCUUAACAGGAACUGGAAGUCAGGCUUUGGAGGAAAUGGUUCUAACAACAACCCCUGCUCAGAGACUUAUCAUGGGCCCUCCCCUCAGUCAGAGCCAGAAGUGGCUGCCAUUGUGGACUUCAUCACGUCCCAUGGGAACAUCAAGGCUCUGAUCGCCAUCCACAGCUACUCUCAGAUGCUCAUGUACCCCUAUGGCCACUCUCUGGAGCCUGUUUCAAACCAGAAAGAGUUGUACAGUCUUGCCAAGUAUGCAGUGCAGGCCCUGUAUGAGGUUCAUGGGAUCGAGUACAUUUAUGGCAGCAUCAGCACCACCCUCUAUGUGGCCAGUGGGAUCACUGUCGACUGGGCCUAUGACAGUGGCAUCAAGUACUCCUUCACCUUCGAGCUCUGUGACACGGGGCACUAUGGCUUCCUGCUGCCAGCCACACAGAUUAUCCCCACAGCCCAGGAGAUGUGGAUGGCCAUUCGGACCAUCAUGGAGCACACGCUUAAUCACCCCUACUGACAAUACUGCUGAGGGCAGAGCCAGAGGGUUUGUCUUCUUUCCCAAGGCCUGGGCUCCUCC